Dromiciops gliroides (monito del monte) is the source of this 16234-nucleotide messenger RNA. RefSeq names its product ankyrin 3 (gene ANK3). Gene Ontology annotation, molecular function: protein binding. Gene Ontology annotation, cellular component: T-tubule. The transcript is spliced from 52 exons. NCBI's taxonomy places the organism in Eukaryota, Metazoa, Chordata, Mammalia, Microbiotheria, Microbiotheriidae. The record is from RefSeq and is a predicted model, not a curated record. The coding region runs from base 668 to 14716 and encodes 4682 amino acids. Gene Ontology annotation, biological process: signal transduction; regulation of cardiac muscle contraction; protein localization to T-tubule.
UUGGGACCAGCAAAGCAUGCAUUGUUUCCUACAUAAUGCACCCAGGGUCUCUGUAGCAGAGUGACAUUUUUUUUUUUGUAUUUAUUUAAUUUUUCUGGUUACCAUCAGCAGUUAACCUAAAGUCGGAACUGCUCCAUUCUCUUAGAGGUUAAAUGAUUCUCUGAGCAGCCCCGGCAGGGAUGGAUAAAUUGCAGCCCUGUCCUUUUUUCGAGGCUUUCUAAAAUAGAUUUUCAGAAUUGGUGCUGGCUGGUGUCUGCUGCCUGUGUGGUGACUCUGGAUUUUUUCUCCUACGGGGGAGCAUCCUUUGCUGUGUUCCCCCUUCCGUGAAAAGACUUAGGCACUUCCAGCUGGUGGCAGGGGAUACAGCAGCCUUCUCUGUCCCAGCUGUCUUUUUCAUUACGUUAAAUGCAUGAGUAUGGCUGCACCCGUUUGCGAAGGCUCAGGUAAAGGAAGGUGUAGGAGGAAGCCCGACACCAGGCAUUUUUCUUCCUGAGCCUAAGCUUCGGACAGCAUCUCUGUGUUUUCAAUGUCUUCCUGCUUCUGGCCAAAAGGACUCUUGUCAGUGAUUGGAAUGUUUCUGUGAAGCUGAUUAAAGGUGCCCGGGGAGAUCACCUCUUUUUUUUUUUCUACAAGGAAGCUCUGCUUUAAAGGAUUCUUUAAAUGCAUUAUGGCUCAUGCAGCAUCUCAAUUAAAGAAAAACAGGGAUUUAGAAAUCAAUGCUGAGGAGGAGACUGAGAAAAAAAGGAAACACCGAAAACGAUCCCGAGAUCGGAAGAAAAAGUCUGAUGCAAAUGCCAGCUACCUAAGAGCUGCUCGAGCUGGAAACUUGGAAAAGGCGCUUGACUACAUCAAGAAUGGAGUGGACAUCAACAUCUGCAAUCAGAAUGGGUUGAACGCACUCCAUCUUGCUUCUAAAGAAGGGCACGUGGAAGUUGUAUCUGAACUGAUACACAGAGAUGCCAAUGUGGAUGCAGCAACAAAGAAAGGAAACACGGCCUUACACAUAGCAUCUCUGGCAGGGCAGACAGAAGUAGUAAAAGUAUUAGCAACAAAUGGAGCCAACCUCAAUGCACAAUCUCAGAAUGGAUUUACACCAUUGUAUAUGGCUGCCCAGGAAAAUCACUUGGAAGUCGUCAAGUUUCUUCUGGAUAAUGGAGCAAGUCAAAGUCUGGCCACCGAGGAUGGAUUCACGCCCUUGGCAGUAGCUUUGCAACAAGGCCACGACCAAGUGGUUUCGCUACUGCUUGAAAAUGACACAAAAGGAAAAGUUCGGCUUCCUGCGCUUCAUAUAGCCGCUCGCAAAGAUGACACAAAAGCCGCCGCCCUUCUGCUGCAGAAUGACAGCAAUGCAGAUGUGGAAUCAAAGAUGGUGGUGAAUAGGACAACCGAGAGUGGCUUCACCCCGCUUCACAUCGCUGCCCAUUAUGGAAAUAUCAACGUGGCCACGUUGCUGUUAAAUCGAGGUGCUGCUGUAGACUUUACCGCAAGGAAUGACAUCACACCCUUACACGUUGCAUCCAAACGAGGAAACGCCAACAUGGUGAAAUUGCUGCUUGAUCGAGGAGCAAAGAUUGAUGCCAAAACUAGGGACGGGUUGACCCCCCUCCACUGUGGAGCAAGGAGUGGUCACGAGCAAGUGGUGGAGAUGCUCUUGGAUCGAGCUGCCCCCAUCCUCUCCAAAACCAAGAAUGGAUUGUCUCCAUUGCAUAUGGCAACCCAAGGGGAUCAUCUAAACUGUGUCCAGCUUCUCCUCCAACAUAACGUGCCUGUUGAUGAUGUCACUAAUGACUACUUGACUGCCCUGCACGUCGCUGCCCACUGUGGUCACUACAAAGUUGCCAAGAUUCUCUUGGACAAGAAAGCUAACCCUAAUGCCAAAGCACUGAACGGUUUCACGCCUCUUCAUAUCGCCUGUAAGAAGAACCGAAUUAAAGUAAUGGAGCUUCUUCUGAAACAUGGUGCAUCCAUCCAAGCUGUGACCGAGUCGGGCCUUACCCCAAUCCACGUGGCUGCUUUUAUGGGGCACGCGAAUAUCGUAUCUCAGCUCAUGCAUCAUGGAGCAUCACCAAACACCACCAAUGUAAGAGGAGAGACAGCUCUUCACAUGGCAGCUCGCGCCGGCCAGUCAGAAGUCGUGCGGUAUCUGGUCCAAAAUGGAGCCCAGGUAGAAGCUAAAGCAAAGGAUGACCAGACACCGCUCCACAUUUCAGCUCGGCUGGGAAAGGCCGACAUAGUCCAGCAGCUUUUGCAACAAGGGGCCUCUCCAAACGCAGCCACCACUUCUGGGUACACCCCGUUACACCUUUCGGCACGAGAGGGACAUGAGGACGUUGCCUUGGUUCUUUUGGACAAUGGUGCAUCGUUAGCUAUAACGACAAAGAAAGGGUUCACCCCACUUCACGUGGCUGCAAAAUAUGGGAAACUGGAAGUGGCCAAUCUCCUGCUUCAGAAAAACGCAUCUCCAGAUGCUGCUGGAAAGAGUGGUUUAACCCCACUGCAUGUAGCUGCCCACUAUGAUAACCAGAAAGUGGCCCUGCUUCUCCUGGACCAAGGAGCCUCACCCCACGCCGCAGCAAAGAAUGGUUACACACCCCUGCACAUCGCGGCCAAAAAGAAUCAGAUGGACAUAGCCACCAGCCUGCUCGAGUACGGCGCGGAUGCCAACGCAGUGACCAGGCAAGGGAUCUCCUCUGUGCACCUGGCUGCCCAGGAGGGUCUUGUGGACAUGGUGUCCUUGCUCCUCUCCAGAAAUGCCAACGUGAAUCUUAGCAAUAAGAGUGGCCUGACCCCUCUCCACCUGGCUGCACAAGAGGACAGAGUGAAUGUGGCUGAGGUCCUGGUGAAUCAAGGAGCAGCCGUUGAUGCCCCAACCAAGAUGGGCUACACGCCGCUACACGUGGGCUGCCACUAUGGAAACAUCAAGAUCGUCAACUUCCUGCUCCAGCACUUCGCAAAGGUGAAUGCCAAAACGAAGAAUGGGUACACACCCCUCCACCAGGCAGCCCAGCAGGGACAUACCCACAUCAUCAACAUCUUACUGCAGAACAAUGCCUCCCCCAACGAGCUCACUGUGAAUGGAAACACAGCCCUGGCCAUUGCUAAGAGGCUUGGCUACAUCUCAGUGGUUGACACCUUAAAGGUAGUGACGGAAGAGACCAUGACAACAAUUACGGUCACAGAAAAGCACAAAAUGAAUGUUCCAGAAACGAUGAAUGAAGUUCUCGAUAUGUCGGAUGAUGAAGUUCAUAAAGCCAAUACCCCUGAAAUGCUCAGUGAUGGCGAGUAUAUAUCAGAUGUUGAAGAAGGUGAAGAUGCAAUGACAGGGGAUACGGACAAAUAUCUUGGGCCCCAAGAUCUCAAAGAGUUGGGAGAUGAUUCCCUGCCUGCGGAAGGAUACAUAGGCUUCAGCAUGGGAGCCCGCUCAGCCAGUCCUAAGAUCAGCCUCCGCUCCUUCAGUUCGGAUAGGUCUUACACACUGAACCGAAGCUCCUACGCCCGGGACAGCAUGAUGAUUGAAGAAUUGCUGGUGCCGUCCAAGGAUCAGCACCUGACAUUUACAAGGGAAUUCGAUUCCGAUUCUCUUAGGCAUUAUAGCUGGGCUGCAGAUCCCCUGGACAAUGUUAACCUUGUCUCAAGCCCCAUCCACUCUGGCUGUUCCUCUCCACUUCCCCAGUAUGAUUCAAGGUUCCUGGUGAGUUUCAUGGUGGAUGCCCGAGGGGGCUCCAUGAGAGGAAGUCGCCACCAUGGGAUGCGCAUCAUCAUCCCGCCGCGCAAGUGCACGGCGCCCACUCGCAUCACUUGCCGACUGGUAAAGAGACAUAAGCUGGCCAACCCACCCCCCAUGGUGGAAGGAGAGGGAUUAGCCAGCAGACUGGUAGAAAUGGGGCCUGCGGGGGCACAGUUCUUAGGUAAACUGCACCUUCCCUCCAAUCCUCCCCCUGUAAACGAGGGUGAGAGCUUGGUUAGCCGAAUCCUGCAGCUUGGGCCUCAAGGAACAAAAUUUAUUGGCCCAGUCAUAGUGGAAAUUCCUCAUUUUGGAUCAAUGAGAGGGAAGGAAAGAGAACUCAUUGUUCUCCGGAGUGAAAAUGGUGAAACAUGGAAAGAACAUCAGUUUGACAGCAAAAAUGAAGAUUUAACUGAGUUACUUAAUGGCAUGGACGAAGAGCUGGACAGCCCUGAAGAGUUGGGAAAGAAGCGCAUCUGUAGGAUUAUCACCAAGGAUUUUCCCCAAUACUUUGCGGUGGUCUCACGGAUCAAGCAGGAGAGCAACCAGAUCGGGCCAGAAGGGGGCAUCCUGAGCAGCACCACCGUGCCCCUGGUUCAAGCAUCCUUUCCUGAGGGUGCUCUGACCAAAAGGAUCCGAGUGGGCCUCCAGGCCCAGCCUGUUCCAGAAGAAAUUGUGAAAAAAAUCCUUGGAAAUAAAGCAACCUUUAGCCCAAUUGUCACCGUGGAGCCAAGAAGAAGGAAAUUCCAUAAACCAAUAACAAUGACCAUUCCGGUGCCUCCCCCAUCAGGAGAAGGUGUAGCCAAUGGCUACAAAGGAGACACCACACCUAACCUUCGCCUUCUCUGUAGCAUUACAGGGGGAACGUCACCUGCGCAGUGGGAAGACAUCACAGGAACCACGCCACUGACAUUCAUAAAGGACUCUGUCUCUUUUACGACCAAUGUCUCAGCCAGGUUUUGGCUUGCGGAUUGCCAUCAAGUUUUGGAAACUGUGGGGUUAGCUACUCAGCUUUACAGGGAAUUAAUAUGUGUCCCGUACAUGGCCAAGUUUGUGGUUUUUGCCAAAAUGAGUGAUCCUUUGGAAUCUUCCUUACGAUGCUUCUGCAUGACAGACGAUAAAGUGGAUAAAACUUUGGAGCAGCAAGAAAAUUUUGAGGAAGUUGCAAGGAGCAAAGAUAUUGAGGUCCUGGAAGGAAAGCCCAUUUAUGUGGAUUGUUAUGGGAAUCUGGCUCCCCUCACCAAAGGAGGCCACCAAUUGGUCUUUAACUUCUAUGCUUUCAAAGAGAAUAGGCUGCCAUUUUCAGUCAAGAUCAGAGAUACAAGCCAAGAGCCCUGCGGUCGGUUGUCAUUUCUGAAAGAACCAAAGACUACCAAAGGAUUGCCCCAAACAGCUGUUUGCAACUUAAACAUUACCCUUCCAGCACAUAAAAAGGAAACAGAGUCAGAUCCAGAUGAUGAGACAGAGAAAGCCGACCGCCGCCAGAACUUUGCAUCUAUGGCCCUACGUAAGCGCUAUAGCUACUUGACUGAGCCUGGAAUGAAACCAGUUGAACGGAGUGCAGGAGCCACGAGAUCCCUACCCGUCACUUGCUCCUCAUACAAGCCCUUCUUUUCUACGAGACCCUAUCAGUCCUGGACAACAGCUCCAAUGACAGUGCCUGGACAAACCAAGUCAGGCUUGACUUCCUUGUCCAGUUCUUCUUCUAAUACUCCAUCAGCUUCUCCAUUAAAGUCAAUAUGGUCUGUUUCCUCUCCUUCUCCAAUCAAAUCCACCUUAGGCGCUUCAACGACAUCUUCAGUUAAAUCCAUUAGUGAUGUGGCAUCGCCCAUCAGAUCCUUCUGGACAGUCUCUUCGCCAAUAAAAACAGUUGUUUCACAGCCUCCUUACAAUAUCCAAGUCUCUUCUGGGUCACUUGUUAGAGCUCCCACAAUGACUGAGGCUGCUAUCCCUCCCUUAAAAGGGCUGGCAUCCAGUUCAACCUUUUCCUCUCGGACCUCUCCGGUGACCACAGCCGGCUCCCUUUUGGAGAGGUCGUCAAUUACCAUGACACCCCCAGCAUCCCCUAAGUCCAACAUUAAUAUGUAUUCUUCAACCUUGCCCUUUAAAUCUAUCAUCACUUCCACACCACCACUGGUGUCUUCCCCUUUAAAGUCCGUGGUGUCUUCCGCUAAGUCGGCAGUCGAUGCUGUUUCCUCCACCAAAGUGAUGGUGGCAUCCUCUCUCUCUUCUCCUGUGAAACAUAUGACUGGGCACGCAGAGGUAGCAUUAGUUAAUGGGUCUAUUUCACCUCUGAAGUAUCCAUCAUCUUCAGCUUUAAUUAAUGGAGCCAAAGCCUCAGCCACUGCCACGCUACAAGAAAAAAUCUCUGCAGCCACAAACUCCAUUAGCUCUGGUGUUAGUGCAGCUGCUGAUACAGUUGAGAAAGUGUUUUCUACCACUACCGCCAUGCCAUUCUCCCCGCUCAGGUCAUUUGUGUCUUCAGCGCCAUCUGCUUUUCAGUCUAUACGAACUCCUUCCGUGAGUGCACUCUACACAUCCCUGGGGUCAUCGAUAUCAGCAACUACCUCAUCAGUAACUUCAUCAACAAUAACUGUGCCCGUCUACUCCGUAGUCAAUGUUUUGUCAGAACCAGCACUGAAGAAGCUUCCAGACUCCACCUCAAUGACAAAAUCCGCAGCUGCCCUCUUGUCUCCCAUUAAAACACUGACUACAGAGACACGUCCUCAGCCCCACUUCAAUCGGGCAUCAUCCCCAAUCAAGUCAUCCUUGUUCCUCGCGCCCUCUGCACUUAAACUGUCCACACCAUCUUCUUUAUCUUCAAGUCAGGAGAUACUGAAAGAUGUAGCCGAGAUGAAGGAAGAUCUAAUAAGAAUGACCGCCAUCCUGCAGACAGACGUGGCUGAGGAAAAACCGUUCCAAACAGAGCCAACCAAAGAGGGGAGAAUCGACGAUGAGGAACCAUUUAAGAUUGUUGAGAAAGUCAAGGAAGACUUAGUCAAAGUUAGUGAGAUACUUAAGAAGGAUGUGUGUGUAGAAAGCAAAGGGGCAUCUGUGGUUUCCCAGAACGACAAAGGACACUCCCCUGAAGAUGACUGGACUGAGUUCAGUUCAGAAGAGCUAAAGGAAGCAAGACAGCAAGCCGCUCCGUGCCCUCUUGCAUCCACACCAGAGAAGGUCCAAAUUAAAGCAAAAACUAUGUCUGAGAAGGAUUACAACUUGACCAAAGUCAUCGAUUACUUAACAAAUGAUAUUGGGAGCAGCUCAUUAACGAACUUAAAGUACAAGCUCGAAGAUGCAAAGAAAGAUGGCGAAGAGAGGCAGAAAAGAAUUUUAAAGCCAGCAAUCGCUUUGCAGGAGCACAAACUUAAGAUGCCUCCCGCCUCCAUGAGACCUUCCACUUCAGAAAAAGAAUUGUGCAAAAUUGCAGAUUCCUUCUACGGAACAGACACUAUUUUGGAAUCUCCUGAUGAUUUCUCUCAACACGACCAAGAUAAAAGCCCCUUAUCAGAUAGCGGCUUUGAAACGAGAAGCGAGAAGACGCCUUCUGCCCCGCAGAGCGCAGAGAGCACGGGUCCCAAACCACUUUUCCAUGAGGUUCCCAUCCCUCCAGUCAUUACAGAGACAAGAACAGAAGUGGUUCACGUGAUCCGUAGCUAUGAGCCCUCUUCGGGAGAGAUCGCAGAGGCCCAGGAGCGACCCUUGUCACCCAAGCCCUCGCCACCCUUUAUGGAAUCGGAGCCAAAGCCGACCACUUCUAGUAUUAAAGAGAAAGUCAAAGUAUUUCAGAUGAAAGCCAAUGGAGAAGAGGAAGACCGUAACCGGGCGACGGGCAAAAGCGUCCGCGUUAAAGAAGAAACUCACAUAACCACUACCACACGGAUGGUGUACCAUUCGCCACCGGGUAGUGAAGGCAAUUCAGAAAGAAUCGAAGAAACCAUGUCUGUCCACGAUAUCAUGAAAGCCUUCCAGUCCGGGCGGGACCCGUCCAAAGAACUGGCAGGUCUGUUUGAGCACAAGUCUGCCGUGGCACCAGACGCGCACAAGUCUGCUGCUGAGACCCCACCCCAGCAUGCAGAGAGGGAGAGCCCCUUGAAACCCAAACUGGAGCGUAUAAUAGAGGUCCACAUCGAAAAAGGUAACCAAGCCGAACCCACUGAAGUCAUUAUUAGAGAGACCAAAAAGCAUCCAGAAAAGGAAAUGUUUGUGUAUCAGAAAGACUUGUCUCGGGGCGAUAUUAACCUAAAAGAUUUUCUGCCUGAGAAACAUGAGCCUUUUCCCAGCUCCGAGGAGCAGGGUCCACCAGAGGAAGAAGAGCUCACUGCGGAGGAAUCCCUGCCUUCCUACCUGGAGUCUUCAAGAGUAAACACCCCCGUGUCCCAGGAAGAAGAUAGUCGCCCUAGUUCUGCCCAACUCAUGUCUGAUGACUCUUACAAAACAUUGAAGCUUUUGAGUCAGCACUCAAUAGAAUACCAUGAGGAUGAGUUGUCAGAACUAAGAGGGGAGUCUUACAGGUUUGCUGAGAAAAUGCUCCUUUCAGAAAAGCUAGAUGUGUCUCAUUCUGAUACCGAGGAAUCGGUUACAGACCACGCUGUACCCCUUAGUGUGGAGUUACAGGGGUCUGAUAAGAGAUCCAGGGACAAAGUAGCCCCUGCCCCUAAAAGAGAGAUUCUCUCCAAAAUCUAUAAAGAUGUGUCUGAAAAUGGUCUAGGUCAAGUGUCCAAAGAUGAGCAUUUUGAUAAAGUAACAGUGUUGCACUAUUCUGGAGAUGUUAGUAGCCCAAAACAUGCCAUGUGGAUGCGGUUUUCUGAGGACAGAUUAGACAGAGGUAGAGAAAAGUUGCUAUAUGAAGACAGGGUGGACAGGACCGUUAAGGAGGCAGAAGAGAAACUGACGGAAGUGUCCCAGUUUUUUCGUGACAAAACAGAGAAGUUGAAUGAUGAGCUGCAGUCACCCGAGAAAAAAGCCCGGCCCCAGAACGUCAAGGAUGCCCCUUCUUCCCAAAGCUCAGCCAGCAGCAGCCCUGAGAAGUUACCGCUGACUGAAUCGUUAACGUCCAGUGAUGACUGGGGUAAGGUGAGGCAGCAUGGGCGUGAUAGGAAGGGCUUGCCUCAAGCUGAGGACAAAAAAGCCGCCAGUCUGCCCAGCAGUCCUGAGAGGAGGCUCCUGUCCAAAGAGGCUGAAGACAGCAUGCUCUCAGGGGAGCCCAGAGGAGGAGGUAUUUCACAGAGCAAAGCUUUGGAAGCUGGCUUCCAACUCAAACAAUCCAAACUCAGUUCCAUCCGAUUAAAAUUUGAACAGAGCAUCCAUCCAAAAGGCAAAGAUGUAUCCCAAGAAGAAAAAAAGCUGGACAGCCCAUCCAGAAUUCCAAUUAAAAAAAUACAAGAAAGCAAGCUCCCUGUUCACCAGGUGUACAGUAGAGAAAAGCCACAGAAGGCAGUGGGUCCUGCAGAUGCUUGUGCAUCUUUGCAAAGGGAACUACCGGGGAUGAAAGGAGAGCAGGCCCAGAAUGGUGAAAUGGUUCUAGAUGAGGCCGGUUCUCCUGAUGGCGAGAAACCAAGAACUGAAAUGCCAAGUAAAUCCGUCCCUGAGCAUUAUUCUGAGCAACAGUCAAAAGACUUGGCAACUAAGGGACUGUGGGACCAAAAGAUUUUUAGAACAUGGGAGAGUCCAGGGGCUCCUAACCAUAAGGCACAGAAAGACAAACUCUCACAUGUACUCGUUCAUGAUGUCCAAGAAAAUCACAUUGACCACCCAGAGGAUCAGGGUCUUGAGACAAAGAGCGAGUUGAUCUCUGUGUCCGAGAGAGAACGCCAAUUGUUAACAAAUGGGGCUCACUCCGAAAUUAAGGAAGUGACUGUAAAAUCUCCAUCCAAAAAGGUUUUGUAUAGGGAGUUUGUGGUUAAAGAAGGGGGGCACCCCACCGAAACUGGUGACCGGGCACCCCAGAGAAGUGAAGGCACGGCCGUGUCCCACAUCCCGGUCCGAAUUGCCGAGGAGAGGAAAAUGUUAUUAUCCUCUGCCAUUCCCGAUGGUUUCUGUGACCAGUCCAAAUUUCCCCAGUAUGAACUGUCCCCCAAAUCACCCCAGUCCAGUUUGAGUAAAGAGACAUUUGAGACCCAUCACCUCAGUUCUGUAGAAGAGGAAAAGGUCACUUAUUCUGAGAUCAGCAAAAUCUCUAAGCAUCAGAGUUACGUAGGAUUGUGUCCUCCCCUGGAGGAAACUGAGACCUCCCCUACCAAAUCUCCUGAUUCCUUAGAAUUUAGCCCAGGCAAGGAGUCUCCCUCCAGUGAUUUAUUUGACCAUAGUCCCAUGGAUGGAUUGGAAAAGCCUGCACCAUUAGCAGAGACAGAAGGAGGGAAGGAGAUAAAGACUCUGCCCGUUUAUGUUAGUUUUGUGCAAGUAGGAAAACAAUAUGAAAAGGAAAUCCAACAAGGAAGUGUAAGGAGAAUCGUAAGUCAGGAAUGUAAGACAGUUCAGGAGACCAGGGGGGCAUUCUUUACCAGCAGACAGCAGAAACAGCCUCCCUCUCCCCAGGGGAGCCCUGAAGAUGACACUCUAGAGCAAGUGUCCUUCUUAGACAGUUCAGGGAAGAGCCCUUUAACCCCAGAAACCCCCAGCUCAGAGGAAGUGAGUUAUGAAUUUACUUCUAAGACACCCGACUCGCUUAUUGCUUAUAUUCCUGGCAAACCCAGCCCGAUCCCUGAGGUUUCUGAGGAGUCAGAGGAAGAAGAACAGGUUAAGUCUACAUCCCAAAAACAAGCGACAGCCAUUGACCUAGAAACGUCCAACGCUGUGAGCAAAGACUCUCCCAAAAGAUCCAAAGGUAACAGAGUUGCCUACAUUGAGUUUCCACCUCCCCCACCACUGGAUGCAGACCAGGCAGAGCCAGAUAAGAAGUCCUCUUAUUCCCCUGAGAGGGAGGUAGAAAUGACUGAAGUCAGCCUACAGGACGAGCAUGACAAAUACCAGCUGGCCGAGCCUGUCAUCCGAGUGCAGCCCCCCUCUCCGGUUCCUCCCGGGGCAGAGGUCAGUGACUCUAGUGAUGACGAAUCGAUCUACCAACCAGUCCCAAUCAAAAAGUACACUUUCAAGCUAAAGGAUGUGGAAGAGGAUCAGAAAGAGGGUUCCAAACCCAAGAGUUCUGAAAAGAAGCCCACCAUGAAAGAGCCAGGAAGUAAUGGCCCCAGAAAGGAAAACGAACUUGACCUUGAUUCGCCACAAAACGAAGCCGCGCAGAAUGGUAAUAAUGACCAGUCCAUCACAGAGUGUUCCAUCGCCACCACAGCGGAAUUCUCUCAUGAUACAGACGCGACCGAAAUCGACUCUCUUGACGGCUACGACCUGCAAGACGAAGAUGAUGGUCUCACAGAGAGCGAUUCUAAGCUCCCAGGUCAAACCGUUGACGUCAAAAAAGACGUGUGGAAUACAGAGGGCAUUUUAAAGCCAGCCGAUCGUUCUUUUAGUCAAAGUAAGCUUGAAGUGAUUGAGGAGGAGGAGGGUAAGUUAGGACUCGAAGAAGAAAAGGCCCUCACCAAAGGCUCGGCAUCAGAAAAGACUCCUGACAAAACCGAGCAGAAGUCAGGGACCCAGUUUUUCACACUCGAAGGCAGACAUCCCGAUAGAUCGGUGUUUCCAGAUACCUAUUUCAGCUACAAGGUAGACGAAGAAUUUGCAACCCCUUUCAAGACGGUAGCCACCAAAAGUCUAGAUUUUGAUCCUUGGUCUAAUAACCGAGGUGACGAUGAAGUGUUUGAGACAAAGUCAAGGGAAGAUGAAUCAAAGCCAUUUGGUCUGGCGGUAGAAGACCGCUCUCAAGCCACGACCCCAGAUACCACCCCGGCCAGAACGCCAACUGAUGAAAGUACCCCAACUAGUGAACCCAACCCCUUCCCAUUUCACGAAGGGAAGAUGUUUGAGAUGACUCGCAGUGGCGCAAUUGACAUGAGCAAGAGGGAUUUUGUUGAAGAGAGGCUCCAAUUUUUCCAGAUUGGUGAGCAUACUUCUGAAGGGAAGUCAGGGGACAAGGGGGAAGGGGAUAAAACCGUGGGCAGUGCCAUCACACAGCCACAGUCAGGGGACACUACAGUAGAAACAGACCUAGAGAGCAAAGUAGAGGCAACCGCAGUUGAACACAAACCCGCCAUUCAGCCCAGUGGAGAGUGUCAGGAGGCAGCACUCAGUAGUAGCCCACCGGAGAAGCCACCGGCAGUGGCCACCGCUUCCAAAGUCGAUCCCAAGCUGCGCACGCCGAUCAAAAUGGGAAUUUCUGCUUCCACUAUGACCAUGAAGAAAGAUGGCCCCGGAGAAGGGACAGAGAAAGUAGAAGCUACUAUACUUUCCAGUGGUCAGGGCUUAGAAAAUGAAACCGUAACAGGGAUUGCAAGUGCAGCAUAUAGCCAGAGAGACUUUAGGCCGAAAGAAAAGCAUGAUUUUCCAAAAGAUAAUUUUAAUAACAACAACAAUUUGGAUUCAUCCAUUAUGCAGACAGAUAACACUGCCAGUAACGUAGUGCUCCCAGACCUGCCCGUUCCCACUUGUGCCACUGAGAAAGUUAACCCGCUCCGAAGCUCUUCAGGGGCUCUGCAAGGACAUUGUCUAAAAGAGACACAGAAAGUAACUGAAGAACAGAAAAAGAAAAAAGAACCAGUAGGGCUUAGGCCAAAAUCCAAACUUCCCAUAAAGGCUACCUCCUCCAAAGAUGCCUUCCCGCCAAAAAAUGUUCCAAACAAGGCAGUGAGUAAAACGCGGCAGGUUAGUAAACCCGAGAGAACUAAAACCCUUAGCUCUUCUCCAUGUCUAGAAGCAAGGUCCAGGAUUCCAAUAAAAAACCCACACAGAGAGAACCUAACUAUAGCCAGAGAAACAGGCACCAAGCCCCAACCAGGCCAGCUAGAAAGAGGCAGGAUCAAGCAGCUUCCUUCCAAAUUACCAGUAAAGGUAAGAUCUGCCUGCGUGGCGGCGACCACAGGGAGAGUCAGGAAAGCCCAGCUCAGGGAGGUAUGUAAACAUUCGAUUGAAUAUUUUAAGGGAAUUAGUGGUGAGACGCUAAAGCUCCUGGACCGUCUGUGUGAGGAAGACAGAAAGACGCAGCCCGAGGGCUCCGAUGACGAAGACAGUCCGUCCAGAAACUCAUCCUCCUCAGAAGUGCCUCGGGUUUGCCCACCUCCCAUUACACCGAAGUCCGCUAGAGAUAAGAGAAAGGAGGCAGCGUCAUUAAAAUCAAAGAAUGGAAAGGCCGGCAGUGAGAGAAGGCUCAAUAGGAGGACUGGUCCGCAAAGUCCAUGCGAACGGACAGAUAUCAGGAUGGCCAUUGUGGCUGAUCAUCUGGGGCUGAGCUGGACAGAACUGGCGAGAGAGCUGAAUUUUUCCGUGGAUGAAAUCAACCAAAUCCGUGUAGAAAAUCCAAAUUCUUUAAUUGCUCAGAGCUUCAUGUUAUUAAAAAAAUGGGUUACCCGAGAUGGAAAAAAUGCGACAACUGAUGCCUUAACUUCUGUCUUGACAAAAAUUAACCGAAUAGAUAUAGUGACCUUGCUGGAAGGACCAAUAUUUGAUUAUGGAAAUAUUUCCGGCACCAGGAGCUUUGCAGAAGAAAACAAUGUUUUUCAUGAUCCCGUUGAUGGUUAUCCUUCCCUUCAAGUGGAACUGGAAACCCCCAAGGGGUUGCUCUACCCUCCACCCACCCCUUUCCAGCACGAUGAUUAUUUUAGUGAUAUCUCUAGCAUAGAAUCACCCCUUAGAAGUCCCAGUAGACUGAGUGACGGGCUAGGAACUUCCCAGGGAAAUGUAGAUGGGACGGCAGAAGGACCUCCAGUCGUGACGGCGGAAGACACUUCCUUAGAAGAUGGCAAGCUGGACUUCUCAAUGCCUCGCCAGGAGAGCCAACUGGAGGAUGUUUGUCUGAGCAAGUAUCCUCGGCGCCCCGGAAGCUUGGCUGGGCUCCACAAAGGUGUCGAGCUCUCGCAGGAAAUAGACAAGUCUAGCAAAGUAGAGAUGAGGCUUAAGCAGCAGGAGACAGGAAGCUCUGGUCCUGAGGAGGAGAUGACGGAAGACAAACUGAAGUCUCUAUUUGAGGACAUUCAGCUGGAAGAAGGGAUGGAGUCUGAGGAGAUGACAGAAGAAAAGGUUCGGGCUCUGCUCAAAGGGGUAGAGCAAAUCGAACGGGAAAUGUAUUCAAUUACAGGUUGGCAGAACGAGGCCUCCACGGGCAGCCCCGAGCCGCCAAUGCCGGGUCGCCGGAUAGCUGGUGGGUUACUGGAUCGACUGGAUAACAGCCCCGACCAAUGUAGGGAUUCUAUUACCUCAUAUCUCAAAGGAGAUGCUGGCAAAUUUGAAGCCAACGGCAGCCACCCCGAGGCCUUUCCUGAAACCACGGCCAAGUCUCACAUCCAAGAAUCUCAGAACGAUGUUGGAAAGCUGAGGGACAAGGAGCCUCUGAAACCAAAAACCCCAGGUUCUGGCCGCAGCGACGGGCCAGCAGCCUAUCAGAAAUCUGUGGAAGAAACUAGCAAGCAUUUAGCAGAUGAGAUCAAAACCUCUGUGCCUGUCAGUGUGAAAAAGAUGAAUAGGACUUCUCCCGGGGAUGUCAAGACACGGCUAAACGUCCAUGAGGAAGAGGGAGCUGUUGUGCCUGAGCACAAGGUUAAAAGUCCAGGUGUGGCUCUCACACGGAUCGCUGCCUGCUGUUACCAGGAUGAUAAAGAGAGCGAGAGUAAUUCAAGCUCAGAGGAAGAACGGAGGGUCACUACCAGAGUUAUUCGCCGACGUUUGAUUAUAAAGGGAGAGGAAGCCAAAAACAUUCCCGGUGAGUCUGUUACAGAAGAACAGUUUACUGAUGAAGAAGGUGCCAUCAUCACAAGAAAAAUCACGCGGAAAGUAGUAAGACGUAUCGCUUUACCACAAGAAUGGAUAGUUGGUGUAACGCAGGGAGAAGGUUAUAAGGUGAAGACAAAGAAAGAAAUCCGCCCUGUGGAAAAGAAGAGCCACUCAUAACGGCAGGACGGUGAACGGAGUAUAUGCUUUUACUGCCAGUAUUCAAGAGAGAGAGAGAGUCAUGGAAGAAAAAUCAACAGGAAUUGAAAAUCUACCAAGGAGAAUAUGUGCGUGCGUGCGUGCGUGCGUAUCUGUGUGCGUGUUUGCUGCUUCCACACAUUAACCGCAUCGUUUUUAUGCAAAAAAGAGAGAAAAGAAAGGGGAAAAAAAACAGAAAGAAAAGACGCCCCACACAUUUUAAUUUCGCAUGAGCAUGGAAAUCCCCUCUCAUUCCCGGGAUCUAAGAGCGCCCCAUUGUGAUGCAGCACACACAGAAGACACUGACCACAGAAGACACAGAAGACAGUGACCACACUCUUACCAGCUUUGUUUGAUGUCAUCACAAAAGAUCACGAUUCCUGUGGCCAGACGGAACAGAGGAGGACAAGAUGGCGGAUGUGAUUGAAAGACGCUCAAAUGGCUAAACCCACAACAGCUCGCCUUAUUUCUCUUGGACCCAAACUGUCAGGGCAUAAACACUGUUUGUUUCUUUUUUAAAACAUCGGUAGUUUUGCUGUAAAUAAAUAACACUGUAUAAAUUCUAACAGAAAAAUAGAAUAAAUAUGGAUAAGGCACUGCCUCUUAGGACACAGACGAAAUAUCACAAAUGCAUUUAACAGACUAGGAGGUCCAAGGGGCUCUACCUAUGGGGGGAGACUUGGGGCCGGGGGUGGGAGGGAGUGGGGAUCUUCACUGAUUCUUGUAUAUUAGCAAUUAUAAUGUUUGUAUAUGCAAAACUGCUAGCUUGAUUUUAAAAAAAUCUUUAAAAUCUGCUGCAAAUUUAAAUGAUUCCCAAAAUGAGGAAUUCUGUAGUUCUGUGAAAAUUUUUCUGCAGAGUACUAAUAUUUUGAUGCAUGUGUAUCACCUUAUUUUGAUUAAAAUCUUUUCCAAUUUUGCAAACACUACAGUAUACCGCAACACGAAAGAGGAGAUUUUAUCUGUAAACACAACGCCCUUCAUCUAAUAUUUGUUGCUGUUGCCAAUUUUUCAAUGAAACAAUCUUAAAAAAGGAAAAAAAAAAAGAGACUACCAUAGUUGCUUUUGGGGGAGGGGGGUGCUAACUGUUACUGCUUACAAAGGGGGGUUAAUGCUUGCAGCUUUAGAGAUGGGUUGGUGCUCAAUAGAGGCACAAGUUUUGGUAUUUAAAAAAAAAUGAACUGAACAGAAACUAUUAGCUCUUAGACUGGCAGCACGCUGUAAAAUUAUUACCGUCUUGUGGACUGGCGCUCAGAUGUAGAAUUUUCCAGCAAGCCAAUCAUCUGUAACCAUUCUAGCACUGUAAUAUUAGGUUCUUAAGGCUGCUGUGUUUUAAGGGGCAUUUUUAUUUGGGUUUUGGUGAAAUACUUUAAUUUGUUGAUUAUAUUCAUAUCAAAACAGCAUUCAUUGACAAAUAGCUCUAAUGACAUAUGUAUGAAAAAACACACUGGAUGAUCUAGUUAAUUAUUUAAGCAUAAAAAUAAAUUGUGUUAAAACUCUUCA